AUGUCCUCGUUUAGGCAGCGAGGCGUGUGUGUGUGUGCGUGCGUGCGUGCGUGUGAUCGCUGGGUGGAGCAGCAGUGUAAGGCAGGUCUCGUCUCUCAUUGCGGCGGCUGGAGAUCCAUCGAGCGGCGGCGGAACGUCGCUCCGGCGUCCGUGUGCGUGAAGAGCAGGUGGAGGAGGAUGAUGAUGAUGGAGGAAUCCGACAGCAUCCCCUGCACCGCGGAGGACGGACUCCUGUCGAGCUGGAGAUGGAACAGAACCGCCAGGGAUCAGGUCCAGAUCAAGCAGAAGAUCCGAGAUCUGCCCGGAUUGUUAAAGCACGGACUGAACCUGCGCAAAAAGAGCCAGUCACCUGACACCAUCCCCAGGACCCAGCACAGGGGUCACACCCAAACCCAAGACGUGUUCUCAGAGUUUUUCCCUGCGCUGGACGCUUGCGUUGAGAAAUGCCUUUCUGUCUCAUGGACCGUAUCAAGCAAAAGACAAAGAUCCCACCUCGCCAGGAUUAUCAGGAGGCGUUAUGUUGGUUGUGGAAGCUGGUCCAGUGGCUUCGGGAGCCAUGUGUGCCACCUGUGGUCGGUUCAGUGCAGGUUAAUGGCGUCUCGUGUCUGGCAGGUGCUGCUGGAGCUGGGAAUACUGCACUCAGUCGACCAGCGGCUGGGGUUUGAAGAGGGACGACUCCAAACACAUAUUAAUCAGUUUCUAGUUUCGAGGCUAUGCGACGCUCAGGGCUGUGAAAAAAAAUUCGUAACGAGGGACGGAAUGGCAGAACGGUGUCCGUUCUUCUGCUGCAGCGCGUCUCCCUACGUCCAGUUCAGGGUCGUCAGCCCGUAA
Molecule: messenger RNA, 831 nt
Organism: Cyprinus carpio (common carp)
Lineage: Eukaryota; Metazoa; Chordata; Actinopteri; Cypriniformes; Cyprinidae
Exons: 5
Coding region: 1-831 (276 amino acids)
Source: RefSeq, a predicted model, not a curated record